AUGGCCGAGAACCUUGGCGAGCUGCUCAACCUUGAGCCCGCCCGGCAGGACACGACCACGCUGGCCUACCUGUCGCACCUCGCCGAGCUCUCCGUCGACGACCUCCGCUCAUCAGAGCCCCAGCGCCUUUCGCAAGCGUCUCAAUCGCUGCUUCUUUCCGUGCAGGCCCUGUCCAAGAGGUCUCUGAAGCUCGUAGUCGACUCCGCCGCGAGCCAUGCCUCGCUACGCCGGGCCUUGCCGGCCAUGGCUGAGAGCGUCCACGAGCUUUCCCAGGCCAUCCCGCGCCUUGAUCGCGAGGCCGAGGCCUUCUCUGCCGCAUUUGGCAAGGCCGGCGAGAGCGCCCUCGUCGCCCGCAGGAAGCAGGCUCUGCGGCUGUUGCACAACUCGGAGCGCCUCGUCGAUGUCAUGGAGCUCCCAGCCCUCCUUCAGUCGGCGGUCAAGGCCAGCCCCGGCGGCUACUCAACCACCCUUGAUCUCUACGCCCACGUGCGCCGUCUGGCCUCUCUCUACCCCGCGUCUCCCCUCGUUUCCUCCGUUCUGUCCGAGGCAGACGCCGCGGUUCGCCAGAUGGCUGCAGACCUACUUGUUGCCCUCAAGGCGCCUGGCCUAAAGCUAGCCGCCGCCUUGCGCACUGUCGGCUGGCUCAAGCGCAUCGUGCCCGACCUCGUCUCCAGCACCCCUGGCGACGACGCCCUCCCGGCGCUGUUUCUCGUCUGUCGCCUGACGACUCUCCUGACUACGCUCGCCGCCCUCGAACCGUUACGUGAGCUUGCCGACGAGGAGCAAUUGCGUCAAGCCAAUUCUGCACAAGCCUGGUCUGGCGGUCAGCAGACGGAGCGCUUUCUCAAGCGUUUCAUCGAAGUGUUUCGCGAGCACAGCUUUGGCAUCGUGUCCAUGUCCAAAAGCGUCGACGCUAGUUUCGCUGCGCCGGCAACCCUUCCUGCGCAUGACGACCCUCUGCGCACGCUGCCUUCAGCACUGUCCACGCUGCCGCUGCACCUUGUUGGCUUGUUACUUGAGGCACUACGCACCCAUCUCCCCACCGUCAGGGACCAGGCCUCACGCGACAGCAUCAUUACACAGGUGCUUUAUUGCGCAGGCAGCCUGGGGAGGCUCGGCGCUGACUUCAGCAUGCUUCUCGCCGUCGUCGGCGUUGACGAGUGGGCCGAACUUGUCAGGCGUCAUCGCUUGCUGGCUGGACGCCUCGAAUCGGUCAUAGGUGACUACCGCGGGCACGCAGCAGCGCCAUCCUCGCCGGCCAUUACCGCUGCAAGUCGCUGA
Purpureocillium takamizusanense is the source of this 1281-nucleotide messenger RNA. RefSeq lists its product as uncharacterized. NCBI's taxonomy places the organism in Eukaryota, Fungi, Ascomycota, Sordariomycetes, Hypocreales, Ophiocordycipitaceae. The transcript has a single exon. The coding region runs from base 1 to 1281 and encodes 426 amino acids. Gene Ontology annotation, cellular component: COG complex. The record is from RefSeq and is a predicted model, not a curated record. Gene Ontology annotation, biological process: intra-Golgi vesicle-mediated transport; cytoplasm to vacuole targeting by the Cvt pathway.